Molecule: messenger RNA, 2763 nt
Organism: Didymosphaeria variabile
Lineage: Eukaryota; Fungi; Ascomycota; Dothideomycetes; Pleosporales; Didymosphaeriaceae
Gene: msh2
Product: MSH2 protein
Exons: 2
Coding region: 1-2763 (920 amino acids)
Biological process (GO): mitotic recombination; mismatch repair
Cellular component (GO): MutSalpha complex; nucleus
Molecular function (GO): ATP-dependent DNA damage sensor activity; mismatched DNA binding; ATP binding
Source: RefSeq, a predicted model, not a curated record
AUGGCGUCCCGACCAGAGCUGAAAGAAGAAGACGAAACUAGCUUUUGUAAAUUCUUCCGCAACCUGCCACAAAAGGAUGACACCAUACGCAUAUUCGACCGAGGAGAUUACUACAGCUCCCACGGCGAAGAUGCGAAGUUCAUUGCCAAUCAUGUCUACCGCACGACUGCCGUUAUCCGUAAGCUGGGCCGCGACCCGGGCCUCGAAUCCGUGACUAUGACCGUUACUGUCUUCCGAAACUUCCUCCGGGACUCGCUUUUCAGACUGGGUAAACGAAUUGAGAUAUGGCAAUCGUCCGGAAGGAUGGCGUGGAAAAUAGCGAAACAGGCUUCGCCCGGCAAUUUGCAGGAUAUCGAGGAAGAGCUCGGUGGACAAGUCGAGAAUGCGCCCAUAAUGCUGGCUGUCAAGGUGUCGGCGAAGGCAGGUGAAGCACGGAAUGUGGGUGUCUGCUUCGCUGAUGCCAGCGUGCGAGAACUUGGCGUGACCGAAUUCCUGGAUAAUGAUCUCUACUCGAAUUUUGAAUCGCUCCUCAUUCAGCUCGGUGUGAAGGAAUGUCUCAUUCAGGCCGAUACCUCCAAGAAAGAUGUAGAGCUCAACAAGAUCCGGACAAUUGCCGACAACUGUGGCUGCGCAAUAGCCGAGCGAGGCGUAGCUGACUUUGGUACCAAAGAUAUCGACCAGGAUCUUCCGCGGUUGCUCAAGGAUGAGCAUGCUGCCGGUACCCUCCCUCAGACUGAUCUGAAGCUAGCCAUGGGCGCAGCGGCAGCUUUGAUUAAAUAUCUAGGUGUAAUGGCCGACUCCUCGAAUUUCGGGCAAUAUCAGCUAUACCAGCAUGAUCUGUCGCAGUACAUGAAGCUCGACUCGGCGGCACUGAAAGCGCUGAACCUCAUGCCUGGGCCUCGAGAUGGUGCAAAGACGAUGAGUUUGUAUGGGCUGCUGAAUCACUGCAAAACGCCAACUGGUAGUCGGUUGCUGGCGCAAUGGCUCAAACAACCGCUCAUGAAUGUCGCCGACAUUGAGCGACGACAACAGCUUGUCGAAGCGUUUGUCAACGACACUGAGUUGAGGCAAACUUUGCAAGAAGAACACCUCCGCGCUAUACCCGACCUCUACCGACUGGCGAAGAAGUUUCAACGCAAGAUUGCGAACUUGGAAGAUGUUGUGCGGACAUAUCAGGUUGUCAUACGAUUGCCGGGCUUCAUCCAAGCGUUUGAGUCCGUAAUGGACGAGCAAUAUCGAGAUCCGUUGGACGCAGAAUACACGAACAAGCUACGAGAGUACGAUGCGUCGUUUGCCAAGCUACAAGAAAUGGUGGAGACGACGGUCGACUUGGACGCUCUCGACAAUCACGAGUUUAUUAUCAAGUCCGAGUUUGACGAAGGACUCGGCACCAUUCGUAAGCGUCUCGACAAGCUCAAACGAGAGAUGAAUGAAGAGCAUAUGAGCGUGGGUCGUGACCUGAAUCAGGACACCGAAAAGAAACUGUUUCUAGAGAACCAUCGUGUGCACGGUUGGUGCUUCAGGCUGACUCGCAACGAAGCCGGGUGCAUACGAAAUAAGAAGCAGUACCAGGAAUGCUCAACACAGAAAAACGGCGUUUACUUCACCACAUCAUCAUUGCAAGCCAAGCGAAGAGAGUUCGAUCAGCUAUCAGAGACGUAUAACCGGACACAGAGCGGCUUGGUGAACGAGGUUGUGACGGUAGCAUCUUCGUACAUUCCAGUGGUCGAGAAAUUGGCAGCAGUUCUUGCGCAUCUAGAUGUUGUUGUGGCGUUCGCACACGUUUCAGUCCACGCUCCCACGUCUUAUACACGGCCUACGAUGCAUCCACGGGGCACCGGCAAUACCACAUUGAGAGAGGCUCGCCAUCCGUGUUUGGAGAUGCAGGAUGACGUAUCGUUUAUUACGAAUGAUGUUAGCCUUGUGCGCGAUUCGAGCGAAUUCUGCAUCAUAACAGGUCCGAACAUGGGUGGUAAAUCGACGUACAUCCGACAAAUUGGUGUCAUCGCGCUCAUGGCUCAGAUUGGCUGCUUUGUUCCAGCGUCUGAGGCAGAGCUUACCAUUUUCGAUUGCAUCCUCGCUCGUGUCGGUGCAAGCGACAGCCAAAUCAAGGGCGUCUCGACGUUCAUGGCAGAGAUGUUAGAGACAGCCAACAUUUUGAAGUCCGCUACGAAAGAAUCCCUCAUCAUUAUCGAUGAGCUCGGCCGUGGAACGAGCACAUACGAUGGGUUCGGUCUUGCAUGGGCCAUUUCUGAGUACAUCGUCAAGGAAAUUGGCGCCUUCGCUCUUUUCGCCACGCACUUCCACGAACUCACUGCGCUGGUCAAGACGUAUCCGCAAGUCCAGAAUCUCCACGUCGUAGCUCACAUCUCCCAGGGCACAGAAGAAUCUGGCAGUGGUGUGCAAAAGAAGCGUGAGGUGACGCUUCUCUACAAGGUAGAGGAAGGCGUCUGCGAUCAGUCUUUCGGCAUUCACGUCGCUGAGCUUGUUCGCUUCCCACAAAAGGUCAUCAACAUGGCGAAGCGGAAGGCAGACGAGCUGGAAGACUUCUCGGGCAAGCACGAGGAGGGCUUCGUGCAGGCGAGUAAAGAGGAAGUCGAAGAGGGCAGCAGACUACUGAAAAGGGUGCUGUUGACUUGGAAAGAAGAAGUGGAAAGUAAGGGCCUGACGAAGACGCAGCAGGUUGAGAGGAUGAGGGAGCUGGUACUAGGAGAGGUUGCUCUGAUGAAUAAUGCUUUCUUCAAGAGCAUGCAGGCGUUGUAA